This is a messenger RNA of Chironomus riparius, 1374 nucleotides long. The record is from the annotation of a GenBank genome assembly. Lineage: Eukaryota; Metazoa; Arthropoda; Insecta; Diptera; Chironomidae.
AUGAAACGAGUUCGUUCAACUGAGGAAACAAUUGAACUAAAACGAAAAAUUGUAGCAUUAAAAGUGUCAGAUCUUCAGAACAUUUUAGGUGAAUAUAAUAUAACAAAAACAGGCAGAAAGAGUGAAUUACAGGAUCGCGUUUUAAGCCUAAUAAAAAAUGGCAGUUUAAUUGAUGUUCAAAGACGAAAAUUAAUUGGAAAAAUUAAUGAAUUAACGAGUAAUUUCAAACAAUUGCCUAUCAAUAUGUGCUCAAAAGUCGAAAAUAAGCGAUUAAAGACUAUGCCAGCAGAAGAAUCGACAAGUAGUUUGCAAACACAACCAAAUAUAAAAUUAAAGAAAAUUCCUUUUUUUGAUGAACUUGGUGUUUUGCUGGAACCAUCUGUUUUGACAGCAUCGAAUAAUAGUGCUAGUGAGCAGAUUAAAUGCUUCAUUUUUAAUCUAAAUGAUCGACAAGCUAUUGAAAUUGAGAAAAAUAGAGUCAUUGACGCAAGCAAUAUUGAUUAUACUGUUCAAGUGCUUUUCCGGAUAUGUUUAGUGGAUCCUUCAAUACAAAAUGAUUUGUUUCCAUUAAACUUCCAGCUACGAGUUAACAAUCGAAUAUGUCCAUUGCCUCCCUUUUUACCAUCUAGGCCAAAUACAACUCCAAAAAGGUCUUCAAAGCCAUUAAAUAUAACACCUUUUGUCAAAAUAUCACCAGUAUCGUCUAACAUAAUCGAAGUACGAUGGCACAAAGAACCACAGAAAAACUUUGCCGUAACAUGCUACCUUGUUCGCAAAUUAACAUCCGAAAAUUUACUUCAACGUCUGAAACUUCAGGCUGAAAAUUUGACACGGGGAAUGAUUGAAGAAAAGUUGAGCAAAGAAGUUGAUUCGGAAAUUGCCACAACUAUGCUUCGCGUCUCUUUAUUCUGUCCUUUAGGAAAAAAUCGAAUGAAAAUACCUUGUCGCGCUUCAACAUGUAAGCAUUUGCAAUGCUUUGAUGCUUUAUUGUAUCUCCAAAUGAAUGAAUGUAAACAAAGCUGGAUCUGUCCUGUUUGCGACAAAGAAGCAUUAUUUGAAAACUUAUCAAUCGAUGGCUAUUUUUUGAAUGUCAUCAAGAGUCUCAGUAUUAAUGACAAUGAAAUUCAGCUUCAUAAAGACGGAUCAUGGUCAAAACUUGAGGAAAAUGUGGAACAUGUUCAAAGUGAUGAAGGCUUUGUCAUUAGUGACGAAGAGGAUGCAAAUAAUAAUAAUAAUAAUAUAAAGACCGAUUUAAUUCUCAAAGAUGAACCAAAACCAGUCAAGAUGAAGAAGACAAUGCACAUUUCAAAGAAGAUUAAGGUUUUGCAUUCAGUUGAUGUGCCAGAAACAAUUGAUUUAACACUUGAUGAUUAA